AUGGCCAAGAUGUGUCCUUGGUCUGACAUUCCCUGAAGUGCCCGUUCUCCUCACCAAAAUCUGCUCAUUUCUGAUGGAAAAGGGUUGAUCUGGAGGGUGAAGCCUCGGGAAUCAACGUGAAGCAGUUUUCUGUUGUUGUUUUCAUGGAUAUAGGAGAGAAAGUGCAGCAAAAAAGGGCUUUUGAAGAAAAACUACUCUAGUGAGGGAGCUGAUCCGGCACGGAGAGCUUCGUAGUAAAGGGAAGCCGCUCCCUUUUCCCCCAGAGAACCAGAAACUACUUGGAAGAGCCAGAACUGUGUUACUGAACACACUGGAGCUCCCUCUGGAAAUGGUGCUGCGCUCCAGUUAAUCUCAUCUGGAGAUCCGAGGGCAGAGCUGCACGUGGGGAGCUGCAGCUCGUGGGUUCAGGGUCUCCUGUUCGCACUGAGAGCCCCAACUCUGCUUUGCCGUGUCCUUCCCCUGCCUGGGCUGUUCCCCGAGUGCCUCCCUCCAGUUUGUGUGGGGGUGAUGAGCUCAUUUGCCAAGGACAGAUUGCCACUGACAGCCUCUCAGCAGGCAGGACGUUUCCCCAGUGUUUCUCAGGCCGAUUUUUAUGCUCCACAGCACCAAUAAUUCUCUGUGUACCUGAAAAUUAAGGAUAUUUUGCCCAACAGAGGAGAAAAACACAAGGGUUCGUGUUUAUCCCCCAAAUCUGCUGUGUGUCAUUGAGAGCGUGUUUAUAAAUAGACAUUUGGAGGAGUGUGGGGCUCCCAGUGAGCCAGAGCUGGAGCAGUGCCUCCACAUGAUGUCAGCAGCGUGCUUUUGAGGCUGGCCUGCCAGGGGGGAUGUAAAAAUCCUGCUCUCGGCAGCCGGAUUUCAUGGAUAGUGUCACAGGACCUUGGCAUUGGCUCCUGAACCGUGAGCUCAGGAGUGCCACAUGCUGCUCCCUGCUCUCAUCCUCCAGUUUAAGGGAGCUGGAAUAUUUUAUGUAUUCUUCAGUCCUAUUGGAGAUUGUCAGGUGGCUGCUGUUUGCUCAUAUUUUGGUAGGAUUUUCGUGGUAAACAAAAAUUUCUCUGCGCAUCCUGCAUUUUUAUUUUAUUUUUGCCCAUAAUGCCAUGAAUUCUCUGACCACAGUGCAGUGUUGAUAUUAUUGCUGAUAGGGCAGAACACAGCGAGAAUCUUUACAUAAGUGAUCAAAAAUUGGGGGCAUUCUGCCCCUCCAGCUGCUGGGGGUGUCUCUGCUGACACAGUUCUGCAUGGUGAAAAUGAGAUGCUUUCCCUUUCCUUGCAGGGAGAAAUGUGCUUAGCUCAGUUAGAACCAGCUGGGAGAAACGAGAUGCUUUUUUUAUUAAUGAGAGUCAUGGUUAUUGAGUGCAGCCGCCCCCUCCAUCCGAUCCUGCUGCUGUGGAGUCCCAGGGCAGCAUCCCCGGCCCUGCAGCAGCUCCUUCCCUGCUCAGAGCUCUCCCAGCCUCGCUCACAGAAUUCCCAGGGACGGCAGCUCCAAUAAGCGCAGGCUGCCGAAAUGAUUCCCAGGCUGCCGAGCCCCUCACCCAUCCCUCUCCCUUUCCCCUCCCCUUCCAGCAGCACUCCCUCCCCCACCCCUGAGCCAGGCAUCUCGGAGAAAGGCUGUGCCUGCACAGCCCGUGUGACAGCAGGAGGGAGAGGGAGCCGUGCCUGGGGCUGGGAGAGCUGCCUGGGAAGAGCCCGCAUCCCUCGGGAAGCGCAGGGACCCGCGGUGGCAGCAGCUCCUUCCCCCAGCGGCUGCUCGGAUGCUCGGCAGCACAAGGAGGGCAGGAUGGGAUGAGAAACAGCCCCAGCAAGCCGGGAGCCUUGUGAUGACAACAAGCAGCUGUGCAGCUGACCAAAAUGCAGCAGCAGGAGACAAAUAACCCGCGAGGAAAACCAGCAGGAGCCGAAGGCAGGCUGCAGAAUUCCCUGACUCCAGAAUCGAACCCGCUGGUGGGGGCUGCGGCUUUGCCUCUCAGCCGGCGAAGACCCUGAGUUGGUUAUUCCGUGUGCGUGUUGUUUCUGCUGGGAACCCGCUCAGCAGUCUGGCUCGCAGAGCUUCCUCCAGGAGUUUGACAGGAGCUGGCGACCUCUGCACUGAGCCCUGGGCACGUGAAGGGAACGAGGCAUGACCGGAGCCGGGAUCCUGCGGAUUCUGUGAGGCGAGAGGUUAAAGUGGGAUCAUGGGAGGGAAGCAGGUCAAAUGCCUGACAUCACCCAGCCCUGUCCACAGUGCAAAGAGUGACUCCACUGUAGCUCCCUCGGAGGAGAAGGAGAGGCUUGUGAUCCUCCAAAGUGAAGAAACAGAGACUAAAACAGAAGAGGCUGAUUCUCACUUCCAGCCCGAGUGGCAGGCAGGGAACUCUGGCUCCUACUUGGAGAACUCAUGGGAGGAGCAGCUUUUGGAACAGCAGGACCACCUGGAAAAGGAAAUGGAGGAGGCGAAAAAGAUGAUUUCGGGUUUGCAGGCUUUGUUGCUCAAUGGGUCUUUACCUGAGGAUGAGCAGGAAGGGUCCUUUGAACUUUCUGAGCGCGGAGCCUGCCCUGAGGAGCAGCUGAUCAUCAUCCGAAGCCGUCUGGACCAAAGUGUGGAAGAAAAUCAAGAUCUGAAGAAGGAGCUGCUGAAAUACAAACAAGAAGCUCGAAACCUCCAGGGAAUAAAGGAUGCUCUGCAGCAGAGGCUGAUCCAGCAGGACGCUUCAGUCCUGCAGCUCAAGCAGGAGCUGCUGAGAGCCAACAUGGACAAGGAGGAGCUGCGCAACCAGAACGUUGACCUCCAGAGGAAGGUUGAAGAGAGAAACCGGCUGCUGGCAGAAUACAAAAAGGAGCUGUGCCAGAAGGAUCGGCACUUGCAGCAGCACCAGACCAAGCUGGAUGAAAUGCUCAGGCAGCUUUCUGAGGCCAGCUACCAGCAGGUGGAUCUGGAGCGGGAGCUGGAGCACAAGGAGGCCCUGCUGGCUCACUGCAUGAAGAGAGAAGCUGAGGAGGUGAUGGCUUACAGCAGUCACAGUGCCCAGAGCAAUGGCUUUCUCCAGCCAGCAGGAAAAGGAGCUGCCCCCACAGCCCACCGAGGGACCAACGACUUGCAGCUGGUCCGGGACGCCCUCCGCAGCCUCAGGAACAGCUUCAGUGGCCACGACCCCCAGCACCACACCAUCGACAGCCUGGAGCAGGGCAUCUCCAGCCUCAUGGAGCGCCUGCACCGCAUGGAGACGCAGAAGAGGCAGGAGAGGAGGGUCCGGGGGAAGUCACCAGCAAGCAGAGCAACCAACGAGUGCAGAGACUCCUGGCCUCCCAAAUCCAAGCUGCCUCACUCUCAGAGCACGCCCGUGAUGAGCACCAGUGCCUGCACCAAAGUGUUGUACUUCACCGACCGCUCCCUCACGCCCUUCAUGGUCAGCAUACCAAAGAGGUUAGGGGAAGUGACUCUGAAGGACUUCAAGGCAGCCAUUGACCGGGAAGGAUCCCACCGGUAUCACUUCAAAGCCCUGGAUCCAGAGUUUGGCACAGUGAAGGAGGAGGUAUUCCAUGAUGAUGACAUCAUUCCUGGCUGGGAGGGGAAAAUCGUGGCCUGGGUGGAAGAAGACCACGGGGAGAAUUAAUGGAGCUUUCAAGUCCUGUUUCUAUGGAAACCUGUGACUGUCUGCAGAGCUCGGAGAGUGACCAAGGAGCCCUCGUGCUGGGAGGAGGCCAAUUCAAGCUGCCAAAAAAGAGCCUCUGUGCAAACCACGGGUGGUGCAGGCUGCGUGCAUGGACAGCUGGCACCUGACUGCCCGUGCCUGAGGGCAGCUGCUGUCCUGAGGCUGCGGGGACGGGUCUGUGGGACAGAAACGCCCAGCUUGGCCUUGUCAGCGAAACCCUGGAGGCCUUAGGGAUGCUUUGCUCCCUUCUCCUGCUCCUCCAUCUCUGCACUGUGUGCUGCGGGCUCAGCUCGGCGUCUCCUGUGCUGGUGUCACAGAAAUCUGCACUGAUGGCGAAAAUGUGAAGCUUUGCCUUCAUGGAGAAGAAGCUGCUGGAUUGUGAGAGCAGAAGGUUGGACCAGCUUUGUCCUGCAGGAGCAGAGUGACUCUGUGGACAUUCCAGACUGACAGGACCUGUCCUGGGGAGGGUUUAUGCAUGGUCUGAAGCAAAGCUCACCAACCUGGCCAAGCUCCCUUUCUCCCAAACUCAGGCUCCCAUUUCCCAGCCCUGCUUUCCCCACUUGCUCUCCAAAGCUGUUCCCAUUUCCGAGGCCCUCUGGGUUUGCUCUGCAGCCAUGGGGACUGUGGGAUCCUGGUGCUUGUUUGUUUGCUGAAGGAUUUCACGGGUGGGGGAGCUGGAAUCAGCUGCUUCCUGAGGUCUCUACACCCCCUGUCUGUGCUGAGCCUCUGUCCUCCUGCUGUCACCUCCUGUGCACAGGCAUCCCUCUGCUGCUGUCCCUGCACUGGCAGAGCCACCAAGCACUUACCCACACCAGUUCCUUGCUCUGCCGAGUCCUGAAGGAUCAGGAAGGAACUGCUGGGGAAAGAACGAGCCCUAAAAUCCCCAAGGGUGGAUUUUUCCCUUCGGUUUUGUGGUUUUGUUUCUCUGCAUCGCCUGCGGGCUCGGGAGGUCAAACGGCACAUCAGGGCUCUGCUCCUUCCCAGCUCCUGCGGCCCUUCCAUGGACUGUCUGUGUGUGCUGUGCAUGAGGCUGGCAGAGGGGCAACCUGGUUUUACUGUUUUAUAUUAACACGUCCUUUUGUAAACAUGUUCCUGGAAUUAUUUUGUACCGAUUCACAUCUGUCUGAGGACUGUGGAUAUUUUUAUACUAGUGCAAGUGCUCUCUGUAUAUUUCUGCACGCAUUAUACUGUGUUUUACUCCUUUCCUGGUGGAUGCUGAGAUGGUUUGUAUCGUCUUCUGUUGACACAACAUUGGCCUUGUAAUUUUAUUUUACUAUGGAAAUCCAACUGGUUAAUACUGGGUUUUAUAUCAAGGCUCUUGUGUGGUUUUGUGCCACAUUGGCACAACACAAGCUGCCUCCUGUUCUGGACAAUUUGUGUGACUUUCUGCUUACAGACAGCAGGAGGAAAGUUCAUCAGUGAACAAGUUAAUUAAUGGGGAAAAUACAUCCCUUUUGGAAAAGAAACAAAGAUUUUCUUCCUCCCUGGACAUAGUUUCUCUGUUGCAUGAUCUCUGGUGAAGAGGGCAUGGGUUUGUGAUACUGAGAUCAAUUGUAUUUGAAUUGCAAACUGC
This is a messenger RNA of Corvus hawaiiensis (hawaiian crow), 5199 nucleotides long. It is a transcript of the gene DIXDC1, whose product is annotated as DIX domain containing 1. NCBI's taxonomy places the organism in Eukaryota, Metazoa, Chordata, Aves, Passeriformes, Corvidae. Gene Ontology annotation, molecular function: protein binding. The transcript has 16 exons. Gene Ontology annotation, cellular component: cytosol. Gene Ontology annotation, biological process: canonical Wnt signaling pathway. Bases 2169 to 3587 code for a protein of 472 amino acids. The record is from RefSeq and is a predicted model, not a curated record.